UCAGUGUCAACACACGUCACGUUUCCGUCCAACCUUAAACCUAGAGCUUUUUCCGAGCAUCGUGUUUCAUUUCCUGACCGGUCGGGCUUGCGUGCUGUGGGCUGCCUUCCAUCUCUUUGACUGCUUUACUGGAUACGUUCGUCUCACAAGGUACCCAGAUUCACUCUUGCUCCUGUUCUUCGCACCAGUUCAUUGUUCUGUAGCAGUACGUUUUCCCUCAAAACUCCCGCCAUGGUUGAAAAGAUGUCGUCCUUCGGCAAGAUGCUGCUCCGCCGCCGCAUGCUGGACCUCUCCCAGGAGGAGACCCGCUUUUUCCGCUGCCUGACCACGCUGGACCUCAUCGCCCUGGGCGUGGGCUCGACGCUCGGAGCCGGCGUCUACGUGCUCGCCGGCGAGGUGGCCAGGGAGAAGGCCGGCCCCGCCAUCGUCCUCUGCUUCUUCAUCGCGGCGCUGUCCUCCGUCCUGGCCGGCCUGUGCUACGCCGAGUUCGGGGCCCGCGUGCCCAAGACGGGCUCCGCCUACCUUUACAGCUACGUGACGGUGGGCGAGAUCUGGGCCUUCAUCACCGGCUGGAACCUCAUCCUCUCCUAUGUCAUUGGUACCGCAAGUGUGGCUCGUGCGUGGAGCUCCACUUUCGAUAAUCUGGUGGAGCAGAAGAUCUCCAGCUUCUUCAAGGCCUCCAUGUCUAUGAGCGUUCCUGGGAAAGUGUUGGCGGAUUACCCAGACCUUUUUGCCCUCAUCUUGGUGCUUCUGCUCACUGGACUGCUGGCCUUUGGCGUGAGCGAGUCGGCGUUGGUGAACAAGAUUUUCACCGGAAUCAACCUGGUGGUGCUGGGCUUCGUCAUCAUCUCCGGCUUUGUGAAAGGAGACUCCACCAACUGGAACCUCACAGUGGAGGACUUCAUGAACAGCACCAAUGUCACCAAUCCAGAGACCAUAGCGAGCAUGUUUGGAAGCGGUGGCUUCGCUCCAUUUGGCUUUAAAGGGAUCCUGUCAGGCGCCGCCACCUGCUUCUAUGCUUUUGUGGGGUUCGACUGCAUCGCCACCACAAGUGAGGAGGCGAAGAACCCCAUGCGCUCCAUCCCCAUCGGCAUCGUGGCCUCCCUGCUCAUCUGCUUCUUUGCCUACUUCGGCGUGUCUGCCGCCCUCACCCUCAUGAUGCCGUACUACAGCCUGAACACCCAGAGCCCUCUGCCUGAGGCCUUCAGCUACGUGGGCUGGGGUCCCGCCCGCUACAUCGUGGCCGUGGGCUCGCUCUGCGCCCUUUCCACCAGUCUGCUGGGCUCCAUGUUCCCCAUGCCCCGGGUCAUCUACGCCAUGGCGGAGGACGGCCUGCUCUUCCGCUUCCUGUCCCGCAUGAACGAGAAGACCAAGACCCCCAUGCUGGCCACCAUCGUGUCCGGUUUCGUGGCGGCUCUGAUGGCUUUUCUCUUUGAUUUGGCUGCUUUGGUGGACCUGAUGUCAAUCGGGACCCUGUUGGCCUACUCCUUGGUCGCAGUGUGUGUGCUCAUCCUAAGGUACCAGCCAGGCAGCCUGAAUUCUGCCAGUCAGAGCGAGAAGCUGGUGGAACUGAUCGGGGAGGAGAAGGUUGCCAUGACGGCGGGAGACAGCGCCGACGAGGACAGCCCCGAGCUGGAGAGCCGCCGCCCCCUGAAGGAGAGGUUCUCCUGGAGGCUCCUGCUGAAUCCCAUCUGCGAUUCCCCGACCAAGACCUCGGGCACCAUCGUAUACGCCACCACGGCGAUCAUCUCUGUGCUCUUCACAGUUCUGUGUAUGGUUCUGGCGGUGUGGCCAGCUGAGCUGUUGGAUGGGCAGCCGGGCCCGCUGGUUGCGUGUGUGCUGCUGAUUGUGCUUUCCGUAUUCUGCACGGCCAUCAUCUGGAGGCAGCCCGAGAGCAAGGAGGCUCUCACCUUCAAGGUACCUCUGCUCCCUCUGCUACCCUUGGCGAGCAUCUUCAUUAACGUCUACCUCAUGAUGCAACUGGACCUGGCCACCUGGUGUCGAUUUGCCGUGUGGAUGGUCAUUGGCUUCUUAAUUUAUUUUGCCUACGGUAUGUGGCACAGCAUGGAUGGCGCCAGUGGUUCUUCCCAAAAGUAUGAGCCAGCCCUCCAAUCAAAGACCCCCAUCUAUCUAGGGCGGGAUGAAAGUGAAGUGGAAGCAAUGACACCCUGAAAGUAGGGAGGGGGAGGGGGAGAGGACACCCCACCCCCCCCCAAAGAAAAAAAAAAAAACAAGAACAGUAUCCUGUAGCUUGAAGACAAGAGUUCAGUAGGGCCAGCAUCAUUCCUGCUGUCUCUGCACCAUCCGUCGAGUGCGUUUUGCUUUUGCGUUUAACAUUUGGACGUUGGACACUCCCAAAGGUUGAUUAGAAAAAAAGGCUUUUAAAACACAUGAAGAGAAUUUUAAAUAAGACCAAAAAUGUAUUUAUUUAAAAAAAGACAGCAUUGCUGGUGUCCCAGGUGUGACUCCCCAGGGUACCCCGAGGGCUUGGGCUUUCCGCUCUGUCAGAAGCGGAUGGGUGUUCAUGUGCCUGUGAGUCCAAAACCAGUAUUGCCCCUUACCUGUAUAUUAUUGCUGAAAGUACAUUGCAAAGCCACACCAGGGAGACCUUGAAGCUUAAAACGUAUCUGUCCUCGCACAAUUUCCCUUGAGGACCUGACAAUCGUAUCUCUGUCUCCCUGUCGAGAGUUGAUGUAUUUAUUUUUAUCGAGCGAGUAUUCAAAAGUAAUAAGAAAUUACUUGAACAAUUUUGUAUAGCAGUAUUUUUGAAGGUUACAUUUUCUGCUAUGUCCUCUUUUUGUUUACGAGAGAGUACGGAGACUCGUAUGUGUAUAGUUUUAAAUGCAUAAACAGCAUAGCUAAGUGAAGGACAAAAAGUGAUAAAUGCUAUCACACUUGCAGCAGUAGAAAUAACAGAAUAAUGGUUAGAUAAAAAUGCUGUUUUUAGUUUUUGGUGUGCAUCUGUGUACCAGGACUUUGUUUUAAUAGUGCACUCGCAAGGUACGUGAAUUAAGCUGUAUAGGAUAUUUUUGUAACGUGAUAUAUAAUCUUAAAUAUAUCAAAGCAUCUGGCUGUUAACUCCUAGUUGUCAUGUAAAUGUAUGUCAUUGUGUUUGGGGUCAGGGGCUUUCAGGAGUUAAUGGAUUUGUGUCAUAUGUAAGGAAGGCCCUGUAGUGAACAGGGCACUCACUGUUGUAAAUUUGUUCUGGUACAGUUUGUCAUUAAUGGAAGAUCAUGGCCUUUGCUGUGUCAACUUCGCGUAAAUAUCGAUAAUUUCCUGUAUGUAUAUAGUGCCUGUAUAUUUUAAGACUAAUAUUGUGAUGCUUUUCUGAAAUGUGGCAGUAGGAAUCUUUGUUCUCCAAAUAGCUUUGGGCUUGUCAGCACUCACAUAUUCUUUAGAUAUAAAUAUUUGUGAAAAGGUUCUGGUCUUCUCACAAACCAUUUUAGUUUCCAUUGAAACGGACUGUACUUUAACAGCUUGGCUGUUUAAAAAUCUGUUAGCGAUCUCGUAGAUACUGCUGAAUUUUUGUUACUUUAGUGAUGUUACGUUCAAGUUGGGAUAAAAUUCUUUCUAUUUAUUUAUUUUUUCUUUCCAUUCCUGGGAUGGAAGUAACCAGUCGAGUGAAGGUUUUUUCCCCCCGCUACCUGAGCAAACCUCUGGAAGUGGAUGUGCCUUUCAUUAGGAUUCUGGGAAAGCACUAGUCUGAGUGUACUUACAGGAAAUUGAGUACCUGGGUUUUUCUACCCGAUGUUGCAAAGGCUUGUGUUGGAAACCGUUUAGUAGAUCAGAUUUGUUUAACAUGCUUAAACUUGCCUUUUCUUUAAAGACACGUACAAAAUGUUUGGCUAAUGUAAUUGUCGUUUAACUUUUCAGACCAUGAAUAUAUAAAUACCACAAACCCCUAAAGUACAUUUUUAUAAUUUAUUUUUUUUCGCCCAAUUCAGAAAUAAAAUGGACGUGACACUAUUGUACAAUCAAGCUUAAAAAGCAUACUUGCAGGUUCUGAUUGAGACAUUUCUAACACAUUGUGUUACCAGAAAUGUUGAGAUCUUAUGCAGCAGAUAUCUGUACAACUGCCAGUACAGUGACAGUGCUUCAACUUUGAAAGCCUCCUUUAGUCUUUUUUAUUCUGUAAAUAUGUGUAUGUGUUCAGUUUAAAUGUAUUCCUUUUCUAAUAAAAUAUUUACUUUUAA
Molecule: messenger RNA, 4193 nt
Organism: Anguilla rostrata (American eel)
Lineage: Eukaryota; Metazoa; Chordata; Actinopteri; Anguilliformes; Anguillidae
Product: cationic amino acid transporter 3-like
Exons: 12
Coding region: 232-2172 (646 amino acids)
Biological process (GO): L-arginine import across plasma membrane; L-ornithine transmembrane transport
Cellular component (GO): plasma membrane
Molecular function (GO): L-lysine transmembrane transporter activity; L-ornithine transmembrane transporter activity; L-arginine transmembrane transporter activity
Source: RefSeq, a predicted model, not a curated record